AUGUUUAGUACAAUGCCCUGUUAUCUCACAGGAGAACUUGCAGCCACCAGUGAAGACUACAAACUCUUGGAAAAUAUGAAUAAAUUAACUUGUUUAAAGUACAUGGAAAUAAAAGACAUUGCAGGAAACAUCAGUCAGAAUCUCAAGGACUUGAACAAGAAAUAUGCAAGUCUGCAGCCAUAUUUGGAACAAAUAAAUCUAAUUGAAGAGCAAGUAGCAUCAUUGGAAUAUGCAGCAUAUAAACUGGAUGCUUAUUCAAAACGGCUAGAGACAAAGUUCAAGAAACUAAAGAAACGGUGAAAGGCAAAUGAAC
Bombina bombina (fire-bellied toad) is the source of this 313-nucleotide messenger RNA. RefSeq names its product biogenesis of lysosome-related organelles complex 1 subunit 2-like. Bases 1 to 300 code for a protein of 99 amino acids. The record is from RefSeq and is a predicted model, not a curated record. Lineage: Eukaryota; Metazoa; Chordata; Amphibia; Anura; Bombinatoridae. The transcript has a single exon. Gene Ontology annotation, cellular component: BORC complex; gamma-tubulin complex; BLOC-1 complex. Gene Ontology annotation, biological process: endosomal transport; lysosome localization. Gene Ontology annotation, molecular function: gamma-tubulin binding.